This is a messenger RNA of Salvelinus sp. IW2-2015, 4982 nucleotides long. NCBI's taxonomy places the organism in Eukaryota, Metazoa, Chordata, Actinopteri, Salmoniformes, Salmonidae. The record is from RefSeq and is a predicted model, not a curated record.
GCAUGUGUAUCCACUAGUGAGUGGCAUUUCAUUGUGUAAUAUUGGUCUGCAUGGUGGAAUAGCUCUCCUUUGGUUCAAUUACUAUACUUCAGAAAAGCUGACAGAAGUAGGCUACACUGUCUUCCCAGGAUUGUUUAUUUCCAGGACAAGAAUCCUGAGUAAGGAAGCCACUGUUAUAGGUUUCAUCAUGUCAGUCAAUAACAGAAUAGAGCACCUGCUUGAAGUCUUUUGUGUACUUCGGUUGAUGCACGUAGUAUCAGCUCUCUAACUAUUGUAAUGUAGGAACUGAAACCCAGGGUUGUAAUCAUUAGCCAAACAGUUAAAACGAAUUUCUAUUGGACAAAUUCAMGUAGGUCUCUCGCCGUUUUUGUUUUGUUUGCUUCUGUUUAAGAAAUGUUUUGCAACCGAAUCAGUGGGAGGUGGUUCUUCAUCACUCCUGAUCGUCCACUUAGUUAUAGCCUGCAACUUGCCAGUGGCUAUAACCUAAAUCAUGAAAUAGGCUUACAAAAUCCAAUGCCUGAAGUAAGACUCCCUUAGCUAAAACUGAACUGUCAAGAGUGGGAACAACCAAUGUAUUAUUUCUGGCCUGGGAGACAGUGACAGAGCACCAGUGUAAAUGGGAUUUAAUCCUGGUUGUCUCUGCUAAGAGCCUUUCAGUUGAAUCCUACACUCAGGAGGGAAUAGGUGUCACAUUUGUAUUUAGGUCACUUAAUACUCUUGAUACAGCUAACCUCUGAGUUGAUUAAACGCUGAUACUUGGGAGUGUUCAUUUCCUACCAUUUUACAAUUUCAAGCGAUUUCAGUUGUAAGAAUCAAGCUGUGCCCGAGGCAGUCAAYCUCUGACAUAUCUCAGAGAGGAGUGUGGUCCAAUGCUUUUUCCAACUCCCAACUUAUAUUAGAGCAGUCUCACACACUGAGUGUAUAGUGUCAGACUUUAUAGGUUACUGGUGUUCAGGUGUUUUGGAAUAAGGUCCAUCGUUUUAUGACUUCAUGUAAAACACAAGUUAACCUUUGCACUUCUCAGUUAGGUAUUACAGGUUUCCAAAUGGCAAUCUGUUUGGACCUGUCUGGGUUUGCAAAGGCAUAUUGCAACAUCCCGAUGGCACAGUACUCAAACAGCUCCAGCCCCCUCCCAGAGGUCCUAGAGAGAUGCAGUUCUACAGCAAGGUCUARGCUGAGGACUGUGGCGACCCGUGUCUGUUGGACCUCCAGCAUCACCUCCCUAAAUACUUUGGCACCUGGUCCUCGCCUGAAUCUCCUGACGAGCUGUACCUGAAACUGGAGGACGUGACUCGGCGGUUCCAGAAGCCUUGUAUAAUGGARGUCAAGAUCGGCCAGAAYAGCUACGACCCCUACGCCUCCCAAGAGAAGCGGGACCAGCAGAUCAAGAAGUACCCUCUCAUGGAGGAGAUUGGCUUCCUGCUUCUCGGAAUGAGGGUGUACAAGAUCAACUCUGACGAAUAUCACUCGUAUGAUCAACAUUACGGGCGAGGCCUUCUCAAGGACACCAUCAAAGAUGGUUUAUCCAAAUUCUUCUCUYAUGGGAGGAGUCUGAGAAAAGACGCCAUCGCUGCCAGUAUCCUGAAGGUCCAGAACAUCCUGCGAUGGUUCGAGGGCCAGAGCCAGUUAACCUUCUACGCCAGCUCUCUGUUGUUUGUAUACGAGGGCCUGCCCCCUCCCAGCUUUGAGGGCCAUGUCUUCAGGGGCCCCCCAGAGAAGACUAUGUCUCCCGCUGAUGCCUGCUGCGAGCCCAAUGAAGAAGUGUUGGAAUACAACAACAACAUCCAGGUUGCCGUGCCGCUUGACUACAGCCUGUCCACCAUGUACGCCAUGUACAACAAGAAGGSCUGCACCCGGGGUCACCAUGGCAAUGCCACCGGAGCCAUCACGACAGGCCCCAACACCCAGGAGGACAACAGCACGUGGAAGUGCUCAGGUCUGGUGUCAGCAGAACAGCCCAACGGCAACGGUAUCAAAGCCCAACUGGAAGAGGCUGGGUUGGGGGUGGGAGGCCGGGGGGAGCCGCAUCCAGAGCAGAGGGCCAGCGAAGUGGAUGUGAGGAUGAUUGACUUUGCCCACGUCUUCCCCAGUGAGAGCCAGGAUCAAGGCUAUAUCUACGGCCUGAAACACUUGCUGGAGGUGCUGCAGCAGAUCCUCCACCAAUAACCUUCUCUCUUCAGUGGUGUCUCUGCCUGUCCAUUGGUUAAGUGUACCCAUCUGUCUUUUACUGUGUGAAUGGAGGAGUUGUAGCGCCCACAGUCCCUAUUCCCCUCGCCCUGUGAUUCUCUGCACUAUAUGCACUAUAUCGAUGAAGUCAUUACUCCAUAACUCUUUGUCCGAUGUAUGUGCUUCUUGAUUUUUAACCACUGUUAACAGGUAUCUAACUCAGGUAAAUGACUGUAACCAUUACUCACAGGAUUAUCUCUAAAGAGUACCCUUGAUUUGUUGGCUUGCUGAUCGUAUGUUGUAUGUUUUAUAUAGUUUUGCUCAAGUCUUUUCAGAUCUCAGAUUUCACAUCCUUUUGUCUUUAAAUUUUCUCAGAACGUUGACAGAAUMAUUCACAUUUUAACCAAGUUAUUAUACGCGUACAGAUUAAGUACUUUUAGCAUUGCUGUUCUCUAUAUAUUUUGCUGACAAAUUGCCUGUUCUUCUUAAAACCUGUGUCCUCGGCAGUGCUACUUUUUAAAUUAUGUUACCCAGAACAACAACAAAAAACAAGAACAAAAAUCUUGCAUAAUUUCAUCAGAUGGUCAUUUAGGUUCUGGGAGGAGAUGUUAAGAGAAAGAUACUAAUGUGACUUGCGAGGUCUCCCCCCCAAAUGAAAACUCUACAAGUUUCAGGCAKGUCUAUGGUCUAAAUGUCCCUUUCCCUUCUGCAAUUUGAAAGAUGCGAGCACCCGAGAAAGGGUGAUUUGUCCAAGUGAGAAARCAGUGUACCGGAACAAAGCUCCUCGUUAGUCGUCACAUCUCACAGUCCACAUUAGAUUAAGAUGACAUGGAUUGUCCUCCCUCUGCCCACUUGUACACUGUGUCGUGGUCUGUUUAAUUGUAAAGAAAUGCAAUACGCUACUCUGAUAAUGAAUUAACAAACUGCCCAGAGAGAGCUUGAGUUUGUUGAUCUAGUGAUUCAUGUUAGAAUGCCAAAGUACUGGUGGUUUUCGGAGAGAGGGCGCAAGGUGUGGCUAGUGUUCUAAACUUGAAGGCCUGGAAGUGAAUUAGAUCCUUGUGGUGUUGUCAGGGCCCUGACAGUGCUUCCACAGUGUGAUCUCCCUAUCAKGAUGGUGUCUCUUUUUUUGUUGUUGGUGAAGACAAAUGUUUUCCAUUUGCUUCUUCUUAACCAUGAUAGCUAUAAAAUGUCUAUGAUUUUAUUUUUAACAAAGAUAUGCAUAUAUUUUCAAAGAUAUGCAGACAAUGCUCCAUUUCUGUGUUUGAUUUGAAACUCAUACCAAAAGACAAAAAAUAAUUUUGGAUGAUACUCUCAACUUGACAAUUUAGUACAUAUUUGAAAUGGUAAGGAGGAAGAACCUUUAUGAGAAAUGUUUACAGUCUUUUAAAGAUAUUUCACUGUUAUUAUCACUGACUUGUUUCUUUUUAUUCCAUAUUAAUUUCAGACAUUUAUCAUUCUGGCAGCUUUUACAUUGUUACAUUUACUCAUAAUGUCUUUUAUUAUUGUUCCAACUCCUUAGCAAGCGACCAGCUUCAGCAUUUUGCACCAGGGCAUUGUUUGUUUUAGCAAAAUUCUCUAAAUUGUAGAUACUGAUUUACAUUACAGUAACUCUCAUCUUCAUGAAGUACUCAUAACCAACCUAUAAGCACUUUAAAUUCAACAUUUCAGAACAUAUAGGCUUAUGCUACUUUGUGUUUAUAGAUGUGCUAUGAGUGGUCCGUGUAUAUGGAAGUACAGUAGUGCAAAUCGUUACAGAAUAAGGUACCUCUAAGAUGGUUGUUUACAGUUGACAUGCUCUGCAGCUCCUUUAGACGUUGUGGUUGUAAUGCAUUUGACUCUAUACAAGGACUGUACGUUACAUCUUGGUACAGUCAAUUAUGAGUUGUUCUACAAUGAUUUGUGAUCUUGUUUACACACCAGUUCUAUUUUAAGGGUAAACCUGUGUCUUUUGAAUAGUUCAUGGACAGGAAGUUAACAAAUGUUUGUUUUGUAUUUGCUUAAGUCUGCUGUUCUUUCUUUUUUGUUCAAUAAUGCACUGAAAAACAAAUGAAUAUAGCCAAUGUAUAAAAUCUGUUCCUUUGCUGUGAACUAACCAAUGACUUUCCCUGUGUGGAAAAGUUGUGUAAGUUGUUUUCUAUAAUACCUGAUAGAAAUGUGGCAAGACUGGAUUUUGUCUUUAGACUUCAGCCAAUCAGAAGUGAGAUAAUGUUGUCAAUUUCUCUGUUUUGCAAACACUUAAACUUUUUUUUUUUUUUUUUUUGCAAACUGUAGCUAAGUAAUCAGAUAUUUGAUUCGCGGAAUCAGGUUAUUUUCCAGCUUGUAAUUAUUGUUCUGGCCCCUUAUUUACAAAGAGUCUCAGUGUGCUGAUAUUGGAUCAGUUUUGCCUAAGAUUUGCAUAAUGAAUAACAUAUGGACAGGGCGGGGGGCUGAUCCUAGAUCAGCACUCCUACUGAGACUUUGUAAAUACGAGCCCUGGGUUUCAUGCUUCUUCCUGUGGUCUGGAAUAAUAUGCAUUAGUGUCAGUGCUGUCAUAAUGUUCUCUAUGGAAAUACCCCAUGUAUCCUCUCAUCCCGUUGACUCUGCUGUCCGUCCGUCCUGACGGAAAGCUGAUCACGUCUGACGUAUACAGUAACAUGAAAUGCAGGGGAAAUUAUGAUGCAUCUGCUGUUUCMCUCAUAUCUGAUUGAAAUUGAUGACUAAUUACUACUUUUGUAAAUGACCUAUAUUAAUAUGUAUAAUAUGUAGAUGGAUUCAAUAAUGGCUGUAUAUUUGGCAGAUUAUUAUUAUUAUUACUAAUAAAAUGUAUUCCCAAUGAA